Messenger RNA from Spirodela intermedia, 2509 nucleotides. Lineage: Eukaryota; Viridiplantae; Streptophyta; Magnoliopsida; Alismatales; Araceae. The record is from the annotation of a GenBank genome assembly.
AUGGCGCGGAGGCCUGAGGACGAGUACGACUACCUGUUCAAGGUCGUCUUGAUUGGCGACUCCGGCGUGGGCAAGUCCAACCUCCUCUCUCGCUUCACCCGCAACGAGUUCUGCCUCGAGUCCAAGUCCACGAUCGGCGUCGAGUUCGCCACUCGAACCCUGCGGGUACCCCCCUUCUUUCCGUGGCAUCGAUGAUCGUUUUCUUUCCUGGUUUUCUUUGUGCUGCCGUGUAUGGAUUAUUGGCUAUUUAUCUUGCAAUCAUUUAGCUUCACUCCGUGGGAUCUUGUUGGUUUGACGAGGUUUCUCGAUUUGGUGACGCCCCUUAUCUAGCUGCGUUUUCCCCCCUUUUCGAUGGUGGAGGACAGUGGUUCUAUAAAUGGUUCUUUUUACACGAGCGCUGAAAUGUGCUCAUCUGGAUCUGCCUUCGGCAAUGGUAAUGCGUGCGUCAUGUUAUUUUGUUAGAUCUGUUUCCAUGUUUGAUGGCUUCCUUGGACAUCUAGGUUUUUGCACCAAUCGAGCUUCGUAUGGAUAUCAACUUCAAUUUAGGAGCGCCACAGGGUAGUAGACUUUUAGAUAGGCGUUUUCUUGGCAAUGUAAAUUUCAGAUCUAAAUCGCUGACAGGAUAUCGAUUGUUUCCAUUUUUUUGUCUUUGUGACUUUCUUUCCUCCCGUGCACGGCAUAUUCUGAUGAGAAGCGCGAAUUUUGUGUUUCUGCCACUAUGUUGUGCAUCCGCGAUUUUGUUUGUCUUAUUCCCAAGUCUAAAUGAUUCUUCCUGGUAACUUUUGAGAGAAUUCUUGGAGCUAAGAUCACACCGUAGAUCCUUCAUCGGGAUUGAGAGGCGGGGAAGAAUGAUCUUUACAAACAUCCUGUGUUGUGUUAUUUGGGGCAUGGAGGAGGUAUCUCAGGGCUCCCAUCUUUGUUGUAUAUCUGCGAUGGUUGCCCACAUAUUUCCUCUUGUAUUGAGAUUAUUCCAACAAUUUUUUAAAAUGAGAGCUCUUUGAAUUCGCGCUGAAGAAAUAGACCGAUACUUCUGUAGUGCCAUGAUGUGGAUGUGAACCAUAAAUAUCGCUUAUAUAUUCUUUUGGCAGUGAAUUUGCUCCUGAGAAUAUAAUUCAUAGACUAUUUUCAAGAAAUCAUGUGAAUUGGCAUGUUAGUACUCACUACUACCAGAAAGUUGUCCUCGAUUGAUAUUACAAAAUCAGGAGUCAAGACAUAAACAUCAGCUCCAAGUCCAUCCGAAAGAAUUUGAGACACGGAACCCAUCUAAAUGAGAACAUGUAGCCAUUUUAAAGGGAAAUGUUGGCCAUUAUAUGGCACUAAAGAUGGGAUCUGAGAAUCGCUCACAGUUUUUACCCAGUUUGGUCUUAACCUGGGGUUGCCUGUCACGAGCUAUCCAUUGUGUAUGAAGAUAGUUAUUACAUGGCAUGAGCCACAGAAGAAGCAUGGCCAUUUACAUGACAUGGAGAUGGUAUUACCUGACAUGAACCAUCCAUUGAAGAUUCAUUUUCCUUUUGGCCUUCUGAUCCACAGAAGAAGCAUGCCCAUUUUGUGUGCAUUAGACUGUCCACUGGCGGGUGAUAUCUAUGAGGUACCGAUGCAUCGACAUGGGUGCUAAAGAAACCGCUGCCUCUAUACAAAUUAAUCUUGUGCAAUGUCCUGUCAGGUGAGAGUGUGUGAGAGUUCAAUCGGCUGCGCCACCUGACUGACAACGAUUUUUCUCAGCCUUCCCUUGUGAUGGGCAGCCUUGUUUGAUACAUGAUGGCUUAAGAAGCCCAAAAGCUCAGGCUCAUGCGAAUUUCCGCAGAUAUUUAUGGGCACUCUUUUUCCAGAUAUCUUGUUUCCAUCUUAUAUUGUUGUCGAGAGCUUACAACGUUGUUCGGUGUUUUUUUUUUUUUUUUUUUGGGUGGUGGGUGAAAAACCCAUAUCUGGAAAUUUCUCUCUGGGAUGAUCGACUAGAAAUAGGAAUGUACAUCCGAAUGUUGCUAAUGUUCUUGAGAAAGAACUAUAUUUUCAGGUGGAGGGGAAGGUGAUCAAGGCCCAGAUAUGGGACACGGCGGGGCAGGAGCGCUACAGGGCGAUAACCAGCGCCUACUACCGCGGGGCGUACGGGGCGCUGCUGGUGUACGACGUGACCAAGCCGACGACGUUCGAGAACGUGAGCCGGUGGCUGAAGGAGCUGCGCGACCACGCCGACUCGAAUAUCGUGAUCAUGCUGAUCGGGAACAAGACCGACCUGAAGCACCUCCGGGCGGUGGCGGCGGAGGACGCGCAGGGAUUCGCCGAGAAGGAGGGGCUCUCCUUCCUCGAGACCUCCGCCCUCGAGGCCACCAACGUCGAGAAGGCCUUCCAGACGAUCCUCGGCGAGAUCUACCGCAUCAUCAGUAAGAAGACCCUCUCCGACGACCCCUCCGCAGCCGCCGCCCACGGGGCCAUCAAGGAGGGCAAGACCAUCGUCGUCUCCGCCUCCGAUGGUGGCGGCGCUCCGAGGAAGCAGUGCUGCUCCACGUGA